Macroventuria anomochaeta is the source of this 2001-nucleotide messenger RNA. RefSeq lists its product as uncharacterized. The coding region runs from base 173 to 1927 and encodes 584 amino acids. The record is from RefSeq and is a predicted model, not a curated record. The transcript has a single exon. Lineage: Eukaryota; Fungi; Ascomycota; Dothideomycetes; Pleosporales; Didymellaceae.
UCGAACUAUUGCCGGGUAGAUGUUGAAGCUUUGACCAUGACGUGCGGAUGUGCAAGCCGUGCUCUAAGAUUGGGCAGACAUCGGUAUAAAUGUUCUCCACUUGAACGUGUAAAGACCCCUGCAGCUUGAGUAUCAAUGUUUCUAUACAGACUCAGCGUUGUUGCUUACCAUCAUGAGCCUCCCUGAACCCCCCUUAGUUAUACCCUCAAUCUCAUCACUGUCCCUAAACGACCUUCCCAUAGAUCACCCUCGUUCAGUUCUAGGCAAUCGAGGCAUGUCACUACCACACGAGAGGAAGCGGCUACGAGCCUUUCGUCCACUAAGCCUGAAGCGACGCAAACUUUCACGAGAGUCUGUGGUCAGCUCUCAGCAUCAAGACGACACAUCACCAGAUUCCGCAACAUCGCCAGCGUCCAAUGAUGUCAAAUGUCAAGCUACUGUGACAGUUGUUCCACAAGACCCCUUUCCGGAGGAACCAAUCCGAAAGAGGGACCGCAUUCAGCAAUGGCUCGUUCAACAGGCACAACGUGUCGAACGACUCAAGCAGGAGGUCUUUCGGCAUCGCGACUCGAAGUUCGAUCGUCAGGAUAUUGAGAAAGAACUCAAACAGGCUACGCUGGACGCAAACGCUACGGUAGUGGGGCCCGACGGUGAAGAAGUAUCCCAGCGUGUCAUCAAUCACUUCUUCACACUCUACCCAGCUGGUGGGAGUGACUGGUUGGACUCUAAGCGAUGGGAACGUCACCUUGCAAAAUGCUCGCAGAUCAAGUGCGACCAUUGUAAAGCUACCCAAAGACCAGGAGACAGGUCCCCUUCACCGUUGAAAUCCUCACCGUUACAAUCCUCACGAUCAAGCUCACCCAAGAGCACAAAAUCGCCCAAAGAACCGAAGUCGUCCGCAGACGGUUACUUCUCGAACCCAUUCUGGCGGUCAAGAUCCAGCAAACGAAGAGAGGAGAAGGGAAAGUCGCCAGCUCCAGAUGAGCUAGGCGAGUGUACCACCAGCCCGCUCCACGAAGUGCUUCUCAGUCCUCGAACGCAACUUUCAGAGCGUCUACCAGAUCGGCCCAGAAGAGCAUCGCGACCACCUAAGGGUAGCAUCGUGAUCCGGGAUGCUUAUCAAUAUACGCAACGAAAGCCAGUUCGGUGUUCUAUCAUCUCAUCGUCUCUCGACCCAUCCCAGAUUCCUAUACCUGCGAUCCCGGACCUGAAGCCUGCAGACUCGUCAGGCCUUGACCUGCACGAUCUCGCUCAUGUCACCGGCCAUUCGUAUGGUGGAAGUCCGCUCGAAGAUGGACGACUGCCUUUUCCUUUGUGCCACAACUUCAUCCCCCCACCGGCCCCUCUGCUCAGGCCAGAGCAGCGCAUCACUCCCAUUCCGGAUACACUGCAGCUAGAGGAAGCCUCAAGAGUGUCUUCGAGUGGUAGACCAAUCUUCGACAUGUCACCUUUGGUAUCCGCUAGCCCUGGCGCCACCAACGUCCAGCGAGGAUUCCACCCUCCGCCUGCUGUACGAACCCCCUUCAGGCCUGUCUUUCCAGAUGAAGAGUACACCAUAGCCGACGUCCUCGGCGAUGGUAUCGAGAUGCCCAGGCUCAGGAAGUGUGGCCCUGCUCCUGCUCCCGCUCCCGCCGCUGCUCCCGCCGUCCAGUUCCCGCCAACCCCUCCCGACUCAAGGCAAAACAGCACCUCAUACCCAUCCGGCGUCUCGUACACUACUUACGGCGACACGAUCUCCCUGCCUGCGAAGCCAACGUCCGUUCCAGAGGGACCUGCGGAUAGGGACUGGGAUAUGUGCGAGCUGUCGGAUACUACUGGAUCGUCGUUGCCUGACUGUCCCGUUUACGUGAAUCCUCGCCAGGCUCGGGGCGAGUGGUGGGAUGGAAUGGCGGAGAGGUAUGGGCCUGGUAUGAACUAUUGGCGCUGACGACGUGUCUGUUUAUGGCGUUAUGACGUUAUGGAUCAUGGGUUAUGACAAUUGUGACGAUAGAAACAAUAGAU